AUGGCGGGUCGAAUUCGCGUGCUCAACGUGGUCGCAGCGGUGGCUAUUGUGGUGAUAGUGUACUAUGUGGGUCGACCGCUGUACUGGGAGUUAGAGGCGAGGCUGCAGGAGUACCGCGAGGGCUUCUCGGACGCCACUCGCGCUGCCACCACGGCAACAGCAGCGCAGGGAGGAGCGAUUCAGCCAGUCGGCAACGCGCGAGGGCUGGAGGCAGCGCUGCAGGGGCUGCCCAGGGAGGCGUCGGCGUCGGUGGCGCUGAUGGCGCUGGACGUGGUGGACCCCGACGCCACCCCGCCCGCGACCCCCGCUGCGCCCGCUGGAGCCACAGGAUCAGGAGGUGCAGACGCCGCAGGAGCAGCGGAAGGAGAGGUAGGGGCAACAGAAGAGGGAGGGGCAGCAGGGGCAGGGGGCAAGCAGGAACCGGCAGGCGCGUCAGGAGAAUCCCUGGAUCUGCCUUCAGACGCCCCUGCAGCAACGGCCCCGGCACUGGGAACGACUGCUGGAGAAGUAGCUGCAGGCGCCACCUCCAUGGGUUCAUCUGGAGCGGGCGCAUCUGGGGCGGGCGCAUCUGGGGCGGGCGCAUCUGGGGCAGGCGCAUCUGGGGCGGGGUCAUUUGCGACUGGCGUGCGCCCCAUCCUGCACGAGGGCAGGCCGUUGCUGCCCGCCCUGAAACGCGAGAUCUGGGAGAAGCCUCCCGUGGGCAGCGCGGUGCCUGCGAGAGCCGAGUUCGCCCUGCGGCGUGAGAUGGUGGAGCACCGGCAGCGCGAGGGCGUGGUGGUGGUGACGUUCGCCAACCACGCGUUUCUGGACUUUGUUCUCAACUGGGUGCGCCACCUCACCGACCUGGGCGUCCACAACAUCCUCGUCGGUCCCAUCCCCUGUUCUCACUUGCCUCCUGCUGCCUGCAUCCCCUCUUCUCACUCCUCAGGUGCCAUGGACGUGCAGUUCCUGGAGGCGCUGUACUGGGAGGGCGUGCCGGUGUUUGACCUGGAGAGCGGCAUGACGUCGGACGACCCGGGGUGGGGCACGCCGGUGUUCCACGCCAUGGGGCGCGAGAAGGUCACGCUCAUCAACGUCUUCCUCUCGCUGGACGUGCAGCUGCUCAUCUGCGACACCGACACCGUCUGGCUCAGAAACCCGCUGCCCUACAUGGCGCGAUACCCCCAGGCGGACGUGCUGACGUCAUCGGACCAUCUCGUGCGCUCCGUGGACGACGAGUCCCUGGAGCACUGGGACCGCGGUGAGUGGAGCACUGGGACCGCGGGCGCGUACAACAUCGGCAUUCUGCACUUCCGCCCCACGGACCCGGCGAAGCGCUUCGCACGGGCGUGGGCGGAGCAGCUGGCGGCGGACGCCAAGGUGUGGGACCAGAACGGCUUCAACGACCUCAUGCGGCAGAAGCUCGGCCCCGACGUCAACCCCGACGCGCACGACAACGUCUUCUGGGCCUUCGACGGCUCGCUCAAACUCGGCAUCCUGCCCGUCGCGCUCUUCUGCUCCGGCCACACCUACUUCGUGCAGCACCUGUAUCGCAAGGUGGGGUUGGAGCCUUACGCGAUGCACGCCACGUUCCAGUUCGCCGGCACCAACGGCAAGCGCCACCGCUUCCGCGAGGCCAUGGCGUUCAUCGACCCGCCGCAGUACUACGACCCUCCAGGUGGCGUGCUGUCAUUCGUGAACAACAUCCCGGAGGAGCUGCUGACAGGGGGCGACCACUCCCUGCAGACGCACUUCAACCUCGUCAACUACCAGGACAGCUCCCUGCCAGCUCCGCGCGGGCACGACAUCUUGGAACCGAUUGAUUCCCCCAUCCACAACACCUGCGCCCUUCUCCCCCCACUGCAGGUGCUGGCUGCCAUGUGGGUGCGGUACGACCGCAUCUGGUUCCCCCACCCGGGGAUACUAGACGGCACCGACACGCCGCAGCCGUUCCUGGCGCCAGUGGACCACGUGGUGGAGGUGCAGAAGAUGCUGCCCGGCAACCUCAAGGAGGACGAAUUCGGGCCUGCUGUGCCCAUUCGCGAGUACUCGUUCCUCGACAACCCCCGCACCCCACAGGCGGUGCUCAAGUCAAAGCUGUCUGUGCAGCUGUGUGACGAGGGCUCCCCCGACUGUCCCAGCACGCCCGAUGGUCCCACCGACACCAUUCGAAUUAAAAAGAACUCCCGGCAGAAUGAGCUCAAGGCAGUGCUGUCCCGUUACUCAAACAUCAAGUGGAUCGAGCUCUCUUCUAUGGUUGACUCCUUUGGAGGCUGGGACGACAAAGCGAUGGAGAGGAAGUUCAGGUGGCGCCUGCGGCAGUACGUGGGCAUCUGGUGCUGCGUCAACGCACAGCCAGGUCACAUCUGGUAUGAUUUCUUCAACGAUGAAAUCCCCGGGUGGAAGCCCAGGCCACCAGCCAAUUGGACGGAGGACCACCCACCCUGGGGCAAGGACCAACCGGGUGCCUCAUGA
Messenger RNA from Closterium sp. Yama58-4, 2454 nucleotides. The record is from the annotation of a GenBank genome assembly. NCBI's taxonomy places the organism in Eukaryota, Viridiplantae, Streptophyta, Zygnematophyceae, Desmidiales, Closteriaceae.